AGAGUCUACUGCAGGGAGUACUGUGAAUAGUGACAUGUCCAAAGGGGAACCGCUACACUUCAGUAAUAAUACACCAAGCUCAACCACAUCAACUGACAACAGCAAUGCUUCUGUGAAGAGUGAUCGCAGUGUGAAAAAUGCAGGAGAAAUUCUGAAGUCUGCAAUUCGCAAAAAGUAUAAAAAACAGAGAGAGGAAGGGAUUGACACAGAACUCUGUGUACAAAAGGAAAAAAAAGAAAAGCUAGUGCAACCCGACUACAAGGAUAUGUUUAAUGUGCGAACGGUGCUAACAACAGGAAUGGCUGGUGUUGGUAAAACAUUUCAAACAAAGAUGUUCACGAUUAAAUGGGCAAAAGGGAACACCAACAAAAAAAUAGACUUUAUAGUUUCAUUCCAGUUCAGUAAGCUGAAUAAAAGAAGAGACCAAGUUCAGAGUAUGGAAGAACUGCUGAACGAUCACUUCAGUGAUAUUAAACUACGAGGACAUCUCUCCUAUGACAAGUUUAAAAUACUUUUUAUUCUGGAUGGCCUGGAAGAAUGUACACUUCCUCUGGAUUUUAUAAACAAUAAGAACCUGACUGACAUGAAGGCACAGGCCACGAUGGAUGAGCUGCUAACAAACUUAAUCAAAGAGACUCUGCUUCCUUCUGCUCAUCUCUGGAUCAUCUCUCAACCCUCAGGAGUUGAUAAGAUUCCAUCUGAUUAUAUCCAGAAAGUUACAAAAUGUCAAGAGACGUCAAAGCGAUGGACGAAGGUGGUGACACAUAUGCGAGAAAGACUUUGUACAGAAAUCACUCUGAUUGAAGACACUGAUCAUCCUAAGCAGAAAACCACAGAACACAUCAUGAGAGAAGACAGCACUGCAGAGGGCACUGAUGAACAGAAAAAGAAACAGAUUGUAGUAAAAGUGGAGGCAACAUCUGACAUCUUUAAAGACAAGAAAGGGAACAAAAUCAGAACAGUGCUGACUGUUGGAGAGGCUGAUAUCGGAAAAUCCUUCCAUGUACAGAAAUUUAUAAAACAGUGGGCGGAAAAGAAAAACCCUUCAGUUUUCACUUGGGUUGCAGACAAAACAAAAGCUUCUUUUGGUAAAGCAAAACAAAAUGAACUGGGAAUGUUUCCACUCAGUGAGAUUAAUCAGAUUAAAGAUAUGAAAUUUAGCUUAGUGGGUCUUCUUAAUCAUUUCUUCAAGAAAACCAAAGAAUUUGUCAUUACUAACUUUUCACAAUUCCCAGUUUUAAUUAUCUUGGAUGGACUUGACAAAUUUCAGCUUCCACUUGACUUUGACAACAACACCACCUUGUCUGAUAUCAGUGAACCAGCCUCAGUGGACGUGCUGUUGACCAACCUCAUCAAAGGGAACCUGCUUCCUUCAGCUCUAGUGUGGAUAACGUCCCGACCUUCAGCUGCUAAUCGGCUGAAUGUUGAGAAAUGUGUUGACAGGGUGACAGAAAUACGAGAGAAGCCUGAUAUUAGAAGCCAACGCAAACUCAAGUCUCAACUGAAGGAGCAGUUUACUCGUGUGUCUGAGGGCAUCGACAGGCAAAAAACCUCUGCUGUCCUGAAUGAGAUCUACACAGAGCUCUACAUCAUAGAGGGGCAGAGUGGAGAAGUCAACAAGCAGCAAGAGACCAGACUGGUUGAAAAAGCAAAGUUCAAACCAGUUAAACAAGAAACAGUAAUUAAAUAUAAUGAGAUCUUCACCUCUGUUGAAAAUAAACAUAUUAAAACUGUGAUGACAAUUGGAGUGGCAGGAAUAGGAAAAACUAUCGCAUCAAUGAAGUACAUGCUGGACUGGGCUGAGGGUAACAUGGUUCAAGACAUUUAUUUCAUGUUUCCACUUCCUUUCCGAGAGCUUAAUCUGAGAAAAGAGGAACAACUCAGUUUUGAGGAUCUUCUUCAUCAGUUCUUUCCAGCUAUGAAGACCUCAGAAAUAUCUGACUAUGACAAGUACAACAUUCUGGUUGUUCUGGAUGGCUUUGAUGAAUGCCGCCUUGAUCUUGACUUCAGUGAAAGUAAUAAAUGCAUCGAUGUGAGAGAGCAAACAUCAGUGAAUCUUCUGCUGACCAACCUCAUCCAUGGAAAUCUGCUUCCUAAAGCUCAGAUCUGGAUCACCUCCCGACCAGCAGCGUCCAACCGUAUUCCUGCUGAUAAAGUUGACCGGGUCACAGAGGUGCGAGGAUUCAACGAUGAGCAAAAGGAAGAGUACUUCAGGAAGAGGUUUAAUGUGGAUCUGGCUGAAAAAAUCCUCACCCAUGUGAAGAAAUCAAGAAGCCUUUAUAUCAUGUGUCACAUACCAGUUUUCUGUUGGAUCACUGCAAAGGUCCUGGAGGAAUAUGUGACCACAAACCAAGAAGAUGAAAUGCCCAAGACGCUGACUGACAUGUACACAUACUUUCUUUUGAUCGAGUGCAGACAGGCUAACAGAAAGUAUAAUGAAGAUAAGACAAGUGAAAGCUGUGAGAUAGAUAAAUGCUGGAAUGAAAGAAACAAGGAAACCAUUAUAUCUUUAGGCAAACUAGCUUUUGAGGAGCUUGUGAAAGGAAACUUUCUCUUUACUGAGGAAAACCUGACAGAGUGCGGUACUGACAUCACAAAAGCUGCUGUUUUUUCUGGAAUAUUGACUCAGAUCGAAAGAGAAGGUCCUUCAAUGUACCCACAGAAACUGUUUUGCUUUGUCCAUUUGAGCAUUCAGGAGUUCCUGGCAGCUUUCUAUGUGUUUUACAUCUUCAAUAACAAAAGUGAAAAUCUGCUUACCCCACCUCCUUCAGUGGUUUCAGACUUGCCUGCAUCCGAGUUUUACAAGAAGGCAGUGGACAAGGCUUUAGAUAGUAAACAUGGAGACUGGGAUCUGUUUCUCCGCUUCCUGCUGGGCCUCUCACUGGAGACCAAUCAGAAACAUCUGAAAGAACUGCUGAUAGACAACAACAAAAAUAACAAGGAGACCAACAAGGAGACAGCUGAGUACAUCAAAAAGAAGAUCAACGAAGACAUCAGUGAUGCAGAUAAAAACCUCAAUCUUUUUUACUGUUUGAAUGAGCUUAAUGAUCACUCUCUUGUGAAAGACAUCAAAGACCAACUGCGAUCAGGAAAACAGAAUUUUGAAGAUUACUCUGCUGCUCAGUGGUCUGCUCUGACGUUUGUGCUGUUGACGUCAGAUGAGAAACUCGAUGUGUUUGAUCUGAAAAAGUAUCGGAAAUCAGAGAAAGUUCUUCUGGGAAUGUUGCCAGUGGUCAAAGUCUCAAAAAUUACCUUGCUGACUUGGUGUGAGCUCUCUGAAAAAGCCUGCAGUGGUCUGACAUCCUCAGUCCUAAGCUCUGCAUUCUCAAACCUUUCGGAGUUGGACUUUAGCCAUAAUGAUUUGCUUGAUGUGGGUGUGCAGCAUCUUGCAGAAGGCCUGAAGAGUUCACACUGCAAACUGGAGAUUCUGAAAUUGUCUGGUUGUCAGGUAACAGAGACAGGCUGCUCUUUCUUGGCCUCAUCUCUCAUAUUCAAUGCAGCCUCCCUCCUGAAACAUCUGGAUCUGAGUUAUAAUCACCCAGGAGACCUUGGGACCAGACAACUCACUGAUAUAAAGGAAGAUCCAGUUAUGAAGCUGAAGACACUGCUUUUGGACCAUGGUGGAGAGCAUCGGUUAAAGCCGGGGAUGAAGAAGUAUGGUGUAGAACUGAAGUUUGAUGAAACUACGGCAAGCAAAAGGCUUAUCCUAGAAGGAGACAGGAAAGUGAAAACUGUAAAGAAGGUAGAGGAGAAACCUGCACGACCUGAAAAUGAGGACAGGUUCAAGAGGUCUCAGGUGUUUUGCGUCGAGGGACUGAAAGGUCUCUGUUACUGGGAAGUGGAAUGGAGUGGGACGGUCUGCAUUGCUGCAGCAUACAAAGGAGUGGGUAGAAAUUGGGAUAGUAGUGGUGGCCUAGGAUGCAAUGAGAUGUCCUGGGGUCUGUACUGCUCCAGUACUGAAUGCACUGCCAUGCAUGGGAAGAUGUCAAAGCCACUGAAAUUACCUUCCAGUAAAAAAAUAGCAGUGCUCUUGGAUUGGGAAGGUGGAACUCUGAGUUAUUACAGUGUUUCAUCAGAAAAGCCGAGCCUCAUACACACCUUCCAUGCAAAAUUCACAGAGCCGCUCUUCCCAGCGUUCUGGUUUAAAACGGGCUCUGUGACCUUAUGUGACAUUGAUUAAAUCACUGUGGUUAAAACAGGUUUGAUAAACUGAUCACCACAGAUGUUCUUCAUAUUUCGUUCUAUUAACAUUUCAGUUCCUUAAUAUGAAAAAUUACUUUGUUUUUUUCUCUUUUAGAUGUGACUUGUUUAUAAAUGAUACUAAAGAAAAAAGAACAAUGUAAAAAGAAAACUAAGCUUUUGUAAUAUCAUAAAGUUACAUUUGCACAACAUCCAGAGGUCCUUAAAAGGCACUAACCCAUGGCAGUUGUAGAUCUGCUAUGAUACAGGCAGCUCUGUAUGUCCAGAUAAGGGACAGUCGCUGAUUUCACUCAUUUCUUUCUAAAACUUGUUUGUGUUUCCUUGUUUAAUCAUUUAUAUUUUUCUAAGUGUAAGAUAUCCUGAUAUCCUGAUAACGAUGAUGAAUAUAAGAGUUUCAAGUAUGUUUUUUUUUUUUACUUCAGUUCUGCCUUGUUCCUGUUUUUAUUACUUUAAUUUUAUAUUUUAUAAAUGACAAUAAAGCAAAACUUGUACAAGAAAGAAUACAUAACUGUAUCCCUGUCGAAUAAUACUACAUUUCCUCUUGAACAUUGACAUUUUUUUUUGUUUUUUGUUUUCACUUUCUAAUAAAAAGGUAGCUAACAUUUAAAUUAACAGUGGGGUAAAAAUCAGACAUUAUGGAUGGAUCGUUUUAUUGUCAGUAUCAUCAGCAGUGAAGACUGAUGAUCAUAAAUAACUGUACAUACAGAAACCUGACUUUUUGAUAUAUAUAGAUAUUAAAAAAUAAAUCCA
Oreochromis niloticus (Nile tilapia) is the source of this 4950-nucleotide messenger RNA. RefSeq lists its product as uncharacterized. NCBI's taxonomy places the organism in Eukaryota, Metazoa, Chordata, Actinopteri, Cichliformes, Cichlidae. The record is from RefSeq and is a predicted model, not a curated record. The transcript is spliced from 9 exons. Gene Ontology annotation, molecular function: protein binding. The coding region runs from base 35 to 4180 and encodes 1381 amino acids.